UAUGGGGUUCUAUGGGUUCUAUGGGUUUCUAUGGGGUUCUAUGGGGUCCCAUUGGGUUCUAUGGGGUUCUAUGGGAGUUCUAUGCGGUUCUAUGGGGUUCCUAUGGGGUUCUAUGGGGUUCUAUGGCGUUCUAUGGGGGUUCUAUAGGAGUUCUAUGCGGUUCUAUGGGGUUCUAUGGGGUUCUAUGGGGUUCUAUAGGGGUUCUAUGGGGGUCCCAUUGGGUUCUAUGCAGUUCUAUGGGGUCCCAUUGGGUUCUAUGGGGUUCUAUGGGGUUUCUGUGGGGGUUCUAUGGGGUUCCUAUGGGGUCCCCUAUGGGGUCCCUAUGGGUUCCUAUGGGGUUUUAAUGGAGUUUCUAUGGGGUUUCUAUGGGGUUCCUAUGGGGUUCUAUGGGGUUCUAUGGGGUGCUAUGGGUUUCCAUGGGGUACUAUGGGGUUCUAUGGGGUUCUAUAGGGGUUCUAUGGGGUUCCAUGGGGGUUCUAUGGGGUUCCUAUGGGGUUCCUAUGGGGUUCUAUGAAGUUCUAUGGGUUUCCAUGGGGUGCUAUGGGGUUCUAUGGGGUUCUAUGGGGUUCUAUGGGGUCCCAUUGGGUUCUAUGCAUUUCUAUGGCGUUCUAUGGGGUUCUAUGGGGUUCUAUGGGGUUCUAUGGGGUUCUAUGGGGUUCUAUGGGGUUCUAUGGCGUUCUAUAGGGGUUCUAUGGGUUCUAUGGGGUCCCAUUGGGUUCUAUGGCGUUCUAUAGGGCUUCUAUGGGGUCCCAUUGGAUUCGAUGGCGUUCUAUAGGGGUUCUAUGGUGUCCCAUUGGGUUCUAUGGCGUUCUAUGGGGUUUUAUGGCGUUCUAUAGGGGUUCUAUGGGGUUCUAUGGGGUUCUAUGGGGUUUCUGUGGGGUCCCUAUGGGGUCCCUAUGGGUUCCUAUGGGGUUUUAAUGGAGUUUGUAUGGGGUUUCUAUGGGGUCCCUAUGGGUUUCUAUGGGGUUCCAUGGGGUUCUAUGGGGUUCCUAUGGGGUUCUAUGGCGUUCUAUGGGGUCCCAUUGGGUUCUAUAGGGUUCUAUGGAGUUUCUAUGGGGUUUCUAUGGGGUCCCUAUGGGGUUCUAUGGGGUUCCAUGGGGGUUCCUAUGGGGUUCCUAUGGGGUUCUAUGGGGUGCUAUGGGUUUCCAUGGGGUGCUAUGGGGUUCUAUGGGGUUCUAUGGGGUUCUAUGGGGUCCCAUUGAGUUCUAUGCAGUUCUAUGGGGUUCUAUGGGGUUCUAUGGGGUUCUAUGGGGUCCCAUUGGGUUCUAUGCAGUUCUAUGGCGUUCUAUGGGGUUCUAUGGGGUUCUAUGGGGUUCUAUAGGGGUUCUAUGGGGUCCCAUUGGGUUCUAUGGCGUUCUAUGGGGUUCUAUGGCGUUCUAUAGGGGUUCUAUGGGUUCUAUGGGGUCCCAUUGGGUUCUAUGCAGUUCUAUGGGGUCCAUUGGGUUCUAUGGGGUUCUAUGGGGUUUCUGUGGGGGUUCUAUGGUGUCCCUAUGGGGUCCCUAUGGGGUCCCUAUGGGUUCCUAUGGGGUUUUCUAUGGGGUUUCUAUGGGGUCCCUAUGGGGUUCUAUGGAGUUCUAAGGGGUUCUAUGAGAUUCAAUGGGAUUCUGUGGGGUUCUAUGGGGUUUCUAUGGGGUUCUAUGGGGUUCCUAUGGGAUCUGUGGGAGUUCUAUGCGGUUCUAGGGGGUUCUAUGUGUUCUAUGGGGUUCCUAUGGGGUUCUAUGGGGGUUCGAUGGGGUUCUAUGGAGUUCUAUGGGGGUUCUAUAAGGUUCUAUGGGGUGGUGGGGUUUCUAUGGGGUUUUAUGGGGUUCUAUGGGGUUCCUAUGGGGUUCUGUGGGGUUCUGUGGGGUUUCUGUGGGGUUCUAUGGAUUUCUGUGGGGUUCUGUGGGGUUCUAUGGGUUCCUAUGCGGUUCUAUGGGGUUUCUAUGGGGUUUCUUUGGGGUUCUAUGGGGUGUGCUAUGGGGGGUUCUAUGGGUUCUAUGGGGUUCUAUGGGGUUCUGUGGUGUUCUAUGGGGUUCUAUGGGGUAUUAUGCGGUUCGAUGAGUUUUAUGGGGUUCUAUGGGGGUCCCUAUGGGGUUUGAUGGGGUUCUAUGAAGUUCUAUGGGGGUUCUAUGGGGUUCUAUGGGGUGGUGGGGUUUCUAUGGGAUUUGAUGGGGUUCUAUGGGGUUCUAUGGGUCCCAUUGGGUUCUAUGGGGUUCUAUGGGGAUCUAUGGGGUUCUAUGGGGGUUCUACGGGUUUCUGCGGGGUUCAGUGGGGGUUCUAUGGGUUCUAUGGGGUUCUAUAAAGGUUCUAUGGGGUUCUGUGGGGUUCUGUGGGGUUCUAUGGGUUCUAUUGGGUUCUAUGGGGUUUCUAUGGGUUUCAUAUGGGUUUCUGAGGGGUUCUGUGGGUUCUAUGGAGUUCUAUGGGGUACUAUGGGUUCUGUGGGGUUCUGUGGGUUCUGUGGUGUUCUAUGGGGUUCUAUGGGGGAUCUAUGGGUUUCUAUGGGCUUCUAUGGGGUUCAAUGGAUUCUAUGGGGUUCUAUGGAUUCUAUGGGCUUCUAUGGGGUUCUAUGGGUUCUAUGGGGUUUCUGUGGGGUUCUGUGCGAUUCUAUGGGGGUUCUAUGGGUUCCUAUGGGGUCCUAUGGGAUUUUGUGGGGGUUCUGUGGGGUUCCAUUGGAGGUUCUGUGGGCUCAUGGGAUUCUAUGGGGUUUCUAUGGGGUUUCUAUGGGGUUCUAUGGGGUCCCAUUGGCUUCUAUGGGGUUUCUAUGGGGUUCUAUGGGGUUCCUAUGGGGUCCCUGUGGGUUCUAUGGGGGUUCUAUGGGGAUCUAUGGGGUUCUAUGGGGAUCUAUGGGGUUCUGUGGGGUUCUAUGCAGUUCUAUGGGGUUUCUAUGGGGUUCUCUGGGGUUCUAUGGGGUUCUAUGGGGUUCUAUGGGGUUCUAUGGGGGUUCUAUGGGGUUCUAUGGGGUUCUGUGGGGGUUCUAUGGGGUUCUAUGGGGGUUCUAUGGGAUUUUACAGGGUUCCAUGGGUUCUAUAGGGUUUCUAUGGUGUCCCUAUGGGGUUCCUAUG
Messenger RNA from Lagopus muta (rock ptarmigan), 3041 nucleotides. RefSeq lists its product as uncharacterized. Bases 1349 to 2281 code for a protein of 310 amino acids. The transcript is spliced from 2 exons. The record is from RefSeq and is a predicted model, not a curated record. NCBI's taxonomy places the organism in Eukaryota, Metazoa, Chordata, Aves, Galliformes, Phasianidae.